Messenger RNA from Uranotaenia lowii, 5382 nucleotides. RefSeq lists its product as uncharacterized. Gene Ontology annotation, molecular function: zinc ion binding; nucleic acid binding. The coding region runs from base 1 to 5382 and encodes 1793 amino acids. The record is from RefSeq and is a predicted model, not a curated record. The transcript has a single exon. Gene Ontology annotation, biological process: DNA integration. NCBI's taxonomy places the organism in Eukaryota, Metazoa, Arthropoda, Insecta, Diptera, Culicidae.
AUGCGUGAUUUAAAAGAACUCUACCAGCUAGAGAGCAGUCUGUGUCGCACUUUUGAGACAGUACGAAAAUUUAUUUCAAGUGCGAACAUUAGUGCAGUUAGAAGUGAAUUUAUUGGCGUACGCAUCGAACGCCUGGACGAUGCGUUCAAGCAGUUCCAGUUAGUGCGUGCGGAAAUCGAGCUGCAGACCGACCAGGUGGCCGGGGUAGACGAUCCUGACGAGGAGUUGUCGCUGAUUAACGCACGAGCUGAGGAAAACUAUACCAUUGCCACGGAAAAAGAAGAUGACUACUGCAACCUGAAGGGAGAGCUGCUGCACCUACAGUCUUUAGCCCGUCGAUCCGAAAAUUAUGAACAACUUACAACCACCAGUACCCAGGACCCGAUUGGAUCGUCAGCGAGUUUGGCUCGAGUGAAGCUGCCCGAGAUUCGCCUGCCGAGCUUUGAUGGGCAAAUCGAGCUCUGGAUCACUUUUCGGGACUCAUUCGAUAGCUUGAUCAACUCUUGUAACCAGCUUACGCAGAUGGACAAGUUUACUUAUCUACGAUCCGCGCUGACAGGGGAAGCGCUUCGUGAAGUGAGCUUAAUCGAGUUUACGGCAGCCAAUUAUCAAGUGGCAUGGGCUGCUUUGACGAAUCGGUAUGAGAAUCGCAAGCUGAUUGUCAAGACGUACGUUGAUGCGCUUUUCAAAGUCGAGACCAUGCGCAAGGAAAGCUACGACGGGUUGAGCAAGCUGAUAGGAGAUUUCGAGAAGAAUCUACAAAUGCUGGAGAAGAUUGGUGAAUCUUCCGAUGGUUGGAGCACUUUGCUGGUCCACAUGGUUUGUUCUCGGUUGGACCCGUCGACGUUACGGCACUGGGAGACGCACCACAACUCCCGCGAGGUGCCCAAGUUCCAGGUUCUGAUACGUUUCUUGAAAGACCACUGUUCGAUUCUGCAAACACUAGCGCAUCAACCCACGGCUGCGGAUUACCAGUUCAAACGGUCCAAGUUCGGUGUAAGUCAUCCCAGUAUCCAGUUCUCUAAAAUGUGUCCAUUUUGCGGUAACGAGUUCCACUCUGCCUUCCGGUGUAUAGAAUUCCUCAAGUGUACAGUCGAAGAACGCAGUGAUUCAGUGAAAAGGGCUCGACUGUGCCUGAACUGUUUGUCCCCCGGUCAUAUGGCUCGUGUCUGCAGCAAAGGCUCAUGCCAUCACUGUGGAUCGCGCCAUCAUUCGUUGCUGCAUCCAGACCGUCAAUCCUCCGUCUCGCAAACCCGUAGUAAUUCGCCGCCGUCAGUACUCCAAGCUCCGCAAUCCCAACCACAACCGUCUCCUCUAUCCCAACCGAUCCCUUCCACAAGCCAGCCCUUCAGACCACCUACCUCCACAUCGUUUCCAGUAACACAAAUGCCAGACUACUCUGCAGACUUCUCUGGAGUCACACCACACACAAUCGCACUGCCCACACAAACACACUCACCACCACGCCAAGUGCUGCUGUCGACGGCCAUCGUUCGCGUCCAGGACCAGGCUGGAAACUUUCGGCUAGCCAGAGCUCUGCUGGACUCCUGCUCACAAUUCUGCUUCAUGAGCACAAAAUUCUGCCAGCGUUUGAAGCUUCGAAGUUCCGCAGAAUAUCUCACUGUGCAAGGCAUCGGUGGUUCAACAGCAGUCUCGAAGAAGCAGGUUGUGGCAUCCGUUUCACCCCGUUGUUCGGGGAUAUCAUCCUUUGUUUCUCCGAUGACGUUUUACGUGCUUCCGGAGAUUACAACUACCCUGCCAGCCAGCCGUGUUUCGCUAAGAUCGCAGAGUUUACCGAAUGGUGUGAUACUAGCCGAUCCCAACUUUUUUGAGCCAGGACAAAUCGACCUCAUCAUUGGUGCUGAGUUCUUUUUCGACAUCCUUUCUGACGGUCGCUUCAAGGUGUCAGAUGAUGGUCCCAGCCUCCAGAAUUCAGUUUUUGGCUGGAUCGUUGCAGGCACUGUUCCUGAUCGGAAUAAUUCCCAUCCACUGACAGUCACAUCAUGUUCGGUUGCAGAAAUUCAAGACCAGCUUGCCAAAUUUUGGGAAUUGGAGACCUGUAGAUCGCCCAGCACACUUUCAGUAGAAGAGUCAGUUUGUGAAACUUUGUUUGAAGAAUCCACUAUUCGAGACAGCAUCGGAAGGUUCAUCGUUUCUCUCCCAAAACGGAACCAUGUCAUUCGUCAGCUCGGUGAAACACGCAGUAUAGCCCUGAGGCGAUUCUAUGGCCUGGAAAAGCGAUUCUUGUCAGACAAACAACUACAUUCAGCGUACAAGGAGUUCAUUGAAGAAUACGUGAAGCUCGAUCACAUGCGAGAGGUCCGGUGCAGUGAUGAGUUGAUGCCAGUGUACUACCUACCCCAUCAUGCAGUUUUCAAACCAGACAGUUCCACCACAAAGCUCCGUGUUGUGUUCGAUGCGUCUUGUAAAUCAUCCACUGGUGUUUCCCUCAACGAUGGUCUUAUGGUUGGCCCUGUUGUCCAGGAAGAUUUACUUUCGAUAGUUCUCCGUUUCCGUCUCCAUCGUGUUGCUGUAGUAGCAGAUGUCGAGAAAAUGUACCGUAUGAUUCGUGUCCAGCCAGAAGACCAACGAUUACAACGAAUCCUGUGGAGAAACUCACCAAAUGAACCAAUUCGCACGUAUCAACUAACCACCGUUACGUACGGAACCGCUUCCGCGCCCUACUUGGCAACCAAAUCUUUGCGAACCCUAGCAGAAGAAGGAGAAGAGUCGUACCCGAGAGCAGCGUCGUCUUUAAAGUACGACACGUAUGUCGACGAUUCGCUAACAGGUGCGAAUUCAGUCGAAGAUGCGAAGAAGUUAUCCCUCGAGAUGGUCGAGUUAGCAGCAACCGGUGGAUUCACGUUGAGGAAGUUCAACUCGAAUUCAGCUGAAGUUCUGUCGUCACUACCCGAGCAUCUUGUAGACGAUCGUGCUCUCUUCAAUUUGGAUUCUUCGAGUGCGUCAGUAAAAACCUUGGGGUUGAUGUGGAGGCCGAGUACCGACAGUUUUCUGUUCCAGUGUCCAGUGUGGGACUCCCAACCAACAUUAACGAAACGGAUUGUAUUGGCAGAUACGGCUCGUUUGUUUGAUCCCUUAGGUCUUGUCGGACCGGUUGUGAUUCUGGCAAAGAUAUUUCUCCAAGAUCUAUGGCAGCUGAAAUGCGGAUGGGAUGAUCCACUUCCGGAAAAUAUGCAAGCAGCUUGGCAGGAGUACCGAAGAAAUCUAGCCCCACUGUCUACGUUAGUUAUUCCCCGAUGGUUGUCGUUCCACUCCGACCUUUUGAGCGUAGAAAUUCACGGAUUCUGCGAUGCUUCAGUAAAGGCGUAUGGUGCAUGCCUGUAUCUCCGAAGUACAACAAGCGAUGGGGAAGUUUUUGUUCAGUUAAUCACGGCAAAAUCCAGAGUCGCCCCUCUAGACGAUGUGAAAAGGAAGAAGAAACAGCAAACCAUCCCACGACUUGAAUUAUCGUCAGCCCUUCUUCUAUCACACGUGUACGAGAAAGUCAAACAGAGCCUGCGAAUUCCUCAUUCUGCAUAUUUUUGGACGGAUUCAACAAUAGUACUGUGCUGGCUAUCAUCAUUACCAUCUCGUUGGCAAGUAUUUGUUUCGAAUCGCGUAUCCGAGAUCCAACAUAUCACCAAGGGCAGUUGUUGGCAACAUAUUUCUGGUGUGGAAAAUCCGGCAGACAUUAUCUCCCGAGGAAUGAUUCCUGCACAACUUCUUUACCAAUCUGUUUGGUUCCAUGGUCCGUUGUGGCUUCGUCAAGACUGUAGUACCUGGCCUCGUUCAAACGUAACAGGAGACGUAGAUCCAUCCCUAUUAGAAGAACGUAAGGUGUGUUCGCUUCCAGUGACAGAAGUAGCAUCAAACCCGUUUUUUGAACUCCGAGAAUCUUAUAUCAACACUGUCCAUAUUGUUUCUUGGAGUUUGCGGUUUUUGCACAACGUUCGCAUAAAAAAUCCUGAAGAUAGAGUCUUAGGUAGUUUGUCUGUAGAAGAGCAUAAAGCUGCCUUGCAUCAUCUCGUUCGUUUGGCUCAAGCAGAGUCAUUUCCCGCUGAAGUUGAAGCAUUACAGAAAGGUCAGCUGUUAAAAACCACUUCGUCAAUUCUGCCGUUAAAUCCUUGCUUCGUUGAUGGUAUAAUCCGUGUUGGCGGCCGGUUGCAAUCUGCUUCAAUAUCGCAAGAGAGAAAACACCCGAUGAUCCUCAGCAAUCAACACCCGUUCUCCAGGAUGAUAGUGAAUCACUAUCAUCAUCAGCAUUUCCACGCUGGUGCCCAGUUACUAGUUUCUUCACUGCGAGAAAGGUUUUGGAUAAUUAGAAUACGAAGUCUUGUCAAUACGGUCCUACAUGAAUGCGUACAUUGUUUCCGGAAUAGACCCCGAGUUUCGGAACAGCUCAUGGGAGAGCUGCCAGUAGAACGUGUAUCGCCAGCGGAAGUUUUCGACAAAGUUGGUGUUGACUACUGUGGACCUUUUCUUGUUCGAUACCCCCGCACACAACCUCGUAAGCACUUUGUGGCAAUUUUCGUAUGUCUGGCCACAAAAGCGGUACACAUCGAAUUAGUAGCCGAUCUUACCAGCGAAGCUUUCAUCGCAGCGUUUAAGCGGUUCUCCGGACGAAGAGGAAAACCAAGUCUCGUGAUGUGUGACAACGCUACCACCUUCGUUGGAGCCAAGCGCCAGUUGGACGAACUUUAUCAACUUUUCACUAGCCAACAGUUCCAGAGGUCCGUGAAUCACGAAGCUGUAGAUCAAGGGACAGAAUUUCGAUUUAUACCAGCUAGAACUCCCAAUUUCGGUGGACUUUGGGAAGCCGCAGUAAAGUCCUUCAAGACACACUUGAAGCGGACAAUUGGAUGCAGUACACUCCAGUUUGAUGAAAUGCACACAGUAGUAGUUCAGAUCGAGGCCAUCUUGAACUCGCGUCCGCUCACACCAAUCAGCAAUGACCCUAAUGACUUCGAGGCGUUGACACCAGGUCAUUUUCUCAUCAAACGUCCAUUAACGGCCGUUCCAGAACCGUCGAAGGAAACCAUCCCCGAAAAUCGUUUGUCUCGAUGGCAGCGUGCAGAAGAUUUCUACGAGCGAAUUUGGAAGCGGUGGUCAACCCAGUACCUAUCUGACCUUCAUAGUCGAACUAAGUGGACACGCCAAAGAGACAACAUUUCUGUAGGAACCAUGGUGCUGCUCAAAGACGAACAUCUUCCCCCGUUGAAAUGGAAACUUGGUCGAGUUUUGAGAGUACAUCCCGGUGCAGAUGGCAACAUACGCGUUGUCGACAUCAAGACCCAGGACAGCGAAUUCAGCAGGGGCAUACAAAAAGUUUGCGUUCUGCCCUUCCGAGGCAAUCCACCAGUUUCUGCACAGCCAGAGGACUAA